Messenger RNA from Salvia miltiorrhiza (redroot sage), 1423 nucleotides. RefSeq names its product chitinase CLP-like. Gene Ontology annotation, molecular function: aspartic-type endopeptidase activity. Gene Ontology annotation, biological process: proteolysis. Bases 12 to 1295 code for a protein of 427 amino acids. NCBI's taxonomy places the organism in Eukaryota, Viridiplantae, Streptophyta, Magnoliopsida, Lamiales, Lamiaceae. The transcript has a single exon. The record is from RefSeq and is a predicted model, not a curated record.
AUAUUUGACAUAUGAGACCUCUAUACUACAUAUAUAUAUAUAACAUUUCCAUUUCUUAUCCACUUAUCCAUUUAUACAUCUCUCUCUAUAUACACCUACUUAAGCAAAUAAAAAAAAAAAAUUCUUCAUUCCAAAACAUCAUCAACAAUCAAAUGAUGUUAACCAUCAAAAUGAUAAACCUUUUCCUUCUCUCCCUACUCUCAAUCUCAUCAGCUCAACCUCUCCCUAAAUUACUCGCAUCCCUCAACAAGGACCCCACCACCUCUCUCUACACCAUGCUCCUCAACUCCAAAGACCCCUACGUCGUCGACAUCGCCGCCCCCUUCUCGUGGCGGCGCUGCCCCUCCGUCCCCCGGCCCGCCGUGUUUUGCUUCACCGCCGAAUGCACCCAAGCUCAAUACCUACCCUCACCGUGCCCCCCACCACCCACCUCAAUAGCAAUCCCAUGCAAAUGCAUGGUAACCCCUAGAAACCCUAGAACCGGGUCUUGCGAGCCAGCUCAGCUCACUUACACGAACCUCACAGUUCAAGGGUCCCACUUUAUUAUGAGCGAUAUAUACCUAUCAUGCGCACCAAACCCUCUCUUCAAGUCUCUCCCAAAAGGAGUAGUAGGGCUAGCAAGCCUCUCCCUAGCCCCCCUCUCCCUCCAAAACCAAUUCUCCGGCCGGCUUCCCCGGCUCACCCGGGGCUUCGCCAUGUGUUUGCCGAGCACGAGCUCAAGAAACGGCGUCAUCUCCUUCGGCAACGAAACGCACCAUCUCUUAUCCUACACCCCACUUCUCACAAACCCUAAAAAUGCAGAUUACGCCAUUGGGAUCAAGGGUUUGUCCGUGGGUACAAGCUCGGUUAGCGCGAUGUCUCCACUCGAAGGGAUUAGGCUUAGCACGGUUGUACCUUACACAACCCUAGCCACCGAUCUCUACACGAAAUUUGUCGAGGUUUUUGAAGAAGGGAUGAAGGGUGUGCCGAAGAUGAAGAGUGUGGAGCCAUUCACUGCGUGCUACGAAGCUAGUGCCGUCGUCGACGGAGCUCGUGUGCCGCGGAUUGACUUGGAAUUCGAUGGUGGCAAGAAUUGGACGAUUUUGGGGGCGAAUUCGAUGAAGAGAGUGAGUGGAGAUACGGCGUGCCUUGCGUUCGUGGACGGCGGGGCGGCGGCGGCGCUCAAGAUCGUGAUCGGGGCGUUUCAGAUGGAGGAUAAUUUGUUGGUGUUUGAUCUUGAUCGAUCGAGGCUUGGGUUUAGUUCCUCGUUGUUGGUUGAAGGGAUGUCAUGUAGCAACUUUAAAUUUACUACUUAGGUUUUGAUUUGAUUUUUUAGUUUGUUUGAUGUUGUACUACUAAAAUGGGUUUGGAUCCUCUGUCCCAUAAUUUUUUGUAUUCCGCUGGUGUUUUAGUAUCGAAUUCAUCUUUUUGAUAACUCUAUUUA